ACGGUUUGCAUGUACGGGACACGAAGGGCUGUGCUGCAUGUGCUUACAUGUACCCAAUGCCAGCAUGUUGAUGGCUUGCUUUGCUUGCUGAUUUUUUUUCUUUUUUUUAGCUCUGAAUGUAGGGCAUACAGGGUCAGGCUGCUGUAGCUAGUGCAUGUUUUCGUGGCACAGCUUUGCAUAAUUCUUCAACAAUAAAACUGCUUCGCAGGUACAAGGCGUGGCUGGAGUUUUGCAACCUGGAGGCGGAUACGAGUCUAAUUUCCAUUCGCUCUAAGGUCCUGUGCUCCGAGCGCUUCGCACCAGUUGCUUAUUUGCGCACAGGAAGGCUUCGGUGGGAUGCAGUUCCUACAUUGAAGCGCACACUGCAUGGCGUUGGAGGAAGUAGUGCCUACGCCAAUCAGAGCAGACUUGAAAGCAGUGGGCCUUCAACGGAGGAACGUGUGCAAGCUGUGGUAGCCUGCGAUGACGACAGUACAUGAGCAAUACACCUUCACCAGAUGAGUCAUCCUUGCCAUGCUGAAGAGUGUGGCACUGAAGAAAGUCAGCAACAGCGUGAUCUGUCUCAUCAGGACCAUAGCUACGCACAACACGCACCAGCCUUGUCAACACAGAGCACUGUUGUCUCCCCACUAGCUGCAGUUGUCACUCCUCUGCCAGGAACGUCGUCUGGUGUACUGCGUGCAGUCUCGUCACCUCAGCACUUAGGAGGUGGAAGUGGCUGGCAUCCCCCCAAAGAUUGCCCAUCGUCCAGUAGUCUGGCAGCUCCAGCACAGCCAACAAAAGGCAAGCUGGAUAACCUCCGCAAGAAAGUGCACCAGUUGCAAGCCCGCAACAAGCCCGUGACCUGAUGGAGCAUGUGAGGUGUCACGUCUCUGGAACUGUCGCAGACUUCAUUGAGGCACAGAUAAAGAUGGGAGGUGUGUGCAAAUUUGGGCGCCGUUGGUCACCACCAAACAAGACAUUCGAACUGAACUUGUACUUUCACAGCCCCCGUGGUUACAGGUACUGCCGAAAGCUGUUCCACUUGCCGUCAGUGAGGUCACUACAGCUGUGGAUGAAACGUAUCCCACUACGACCUGGAUUUUCAGAUGAAGUCUUUGAUGUUGUGAAGCGAAAGGUAACAAACUUCUCUGAAAUGGACAAGCUCUGUGUGAUAAUCUUCGACGAGAUGCACAUCGAGAGGGAACUCCACUACAAUGCAACAGAAGACUGUUUUGAAGGAUUUCCGAGCUGUGGCAACUAUGCUCACUCCGAGUUGGCAAACAAAGCACUUCUCUUCAUGGCUAGAGGCAUUUGUACCCCAUGGAAGCAGGUCUUAGGCUACUUCUUCACUCACAGAGCAGCAUCUGCUUCAGACUUGGAAGAGAAACUGCUUGAAUGCUACCACCGCCUCCUGAGUGCAGGA
Ornithodoros turicata is the source of this 1405-nucleotide messenger RNA. RefSeq lists its product as uncharacterized. Lineage: Eukaryota; Metazoa; Arthropoda; Arachnida; Ixodida; Argasidae. Bases 498 to 848 code for a protein of 116 amino acids. The transcript is spliced from 4 exons. The record is from RefSeq and is a predicted model, not a curated record.